AUGCGCCGCAAGAAGAAUGCCAAGAAGGGCAUCCAGUUCUGCCUGAUGGUCUGCGGCGCCUCUGGCACCGGCCGCACCACCUUCGUCAACACCCUCUGCCAGAAAACCGUCCUCCCCCACAUCGACUCCGAUGCGCCCCCCUACCUCGACGGCGAAAACACUGGCGAGCCUUCGGUCAAGAUCAAGCCCGUCACUGUGGAGCUGGAGCUAGAUGAGGAGGGCACACGGGUCAGCUUGACCAUUGUCGACACCCCGGGCUUCGGUGACAGCAUCGACAACGAGGCCAGCUUUGGCGAAAUCAGCAGCUACUUGGAGCGCCAGUAUGAUGACAUCUUGGCCGCCGAGAGCCGCAUCAAGCGAAACCCGCGCUUCAGGGAUAACCGCGUGCAUGUGCUUCUCUACUUCGUCCAGCCCACCGGUCACGGUCUGCGCGAGCUGGAUAUUGAGCUUAUGCGCCGCCUCUCCCCCCGCGUCAACGUGAUCCCGGUCAUUGGCAAGGCCGACUCGCUCACCCCGCUCGAGCUCGCCGAGAGCAAGAAGCUCAUCAUUGAGGACAUUGAGCACUAUCGCAUUCCAGUCUACAACUUCCCAUACGACAUCGAAGAGGACGACGAGGACACGGUCGAGGAGAAUGCAGAGCUUCGCGGCCUCAUGCCCUUUGCUAUCGUCGGCUCCGAAGAUAUCGUGGAGGUGGACGGCCGAAGGGUGCGCGCGCGUCAAUACCCCUGGGGUACCGUGGAAGUGGACAACCCGCGCCACAGCGACUUCCUCGCCAUCCGCUCCGCUCUCCUGCACAGCCAUCUUGCCGAUCUCAAGGAGAUCACCCAGGCAUUCCUCUACGAGAACUACCGUACCGAGAAACUCUCCAAGUCCGUCAGCAACGCCGCCGACGGUUCUGGCGGUGCCGCGUAUGGAAGCGUCGAAGAUGGCUCUCUGGACCCGCAAAGCUUGGCGACUCAAAGUGUCAGGCUGAAGGAGGAGCAGUUGAGGCGAGAGGAGGAGAAGCUGCGAGAGAUCGAGAGCAAAGUGCAGCGUGAGAUCAAUGAGAAGAGACAGGAGCUACUGGCCAGGGAAUCGCAGUUGAAGGAAUUGGAGAGCCGCAUGAUGAGAGAGCAGACGCCGAGCCAACCCACCGUUGAAGAGGACGAGUCGGAGGCUGGCGCUUCUUAA
Molecule: messenger RNA, 1170 nt
Organism: Neohortaea acidophila
Lineage: Eukaryota; Fungi; Ascomycota; Dothideomycetes; Mycosphaerellales; Teratosphaeriaceae
Product: cdc11-like protein
Exons: 4
Coding region: 1-1170 (389 amino acids)
Biological process (GO): cytoskeleton-dependent cytokinesis
Cellular component (GO): microtubule cytoskeleton; cytosol; cell division site
Molecular function (GO): GTPase activity; GTP binding; molecular adaptor activity
Source: RefSeq, a predicted model, not a curated record